Cylindrotheca closterium is the source of this 1845-nucleotide messenger RNA. The record is from the annotation of a GenBank genome assembly. Lineage: Eukaryota; Bacillariophyta; Bacillariophyceae; Bacillariales; Bacillariaceae.
AUGCCAAGUCAAUGGUAUUCCAAUCAAGGGCCUUCGGCCGCUCACGCUCACCCACAACAUCCCAUGAAUCCAUCACACUACGGAAGAAUGUAUUAUGGAGCUCCCGGAGCCCCAGGAGCGCCCGAGAAUGGACAACAGAAUCAACCGUAUCACAACCGAAGCUCACCUCCAAUCUUACACCCGGCUCCAUCAAACUCAUCUGCUCCAACGUCGGCUGCGCCCGGUCCUGUUUCUGGGAAUGCGGCUAAUAAUCAUGCUCCCAUCCAGAGCAUGUCAUCAUCAGGUGCUGGAAUGCCACAGCCGCAUUUCCAACACCACGGAGUGCACCCGAAUGGUCACUAUUCAUUACCAGGAAGCGCAGCUGCUCCAAAUGCUCACUUGAUCCGCCCAGUUCCCAGAGGUCCAGGACCAGUUAUGCAGCAUUCGUAUCAUAUGACCCACCACGAUGGUGCUGGACACCCACAGCGAGUCCCUGGACAUGGGGGACUCCCACACCAAAACAUGGCGAACUUUCCUCCCGUUCCUUCAAACUUUCAUUACGGGGCCAACCAUCACCACAUGGGACGAGUCCAGAAUCAUGUCCAUCACCUUGGACCUCACCAUGGAUAUGCUUCAAUGGGUAACGCAGGCUCAGCAGGUCCAUACUACCAAGGAGGACAUAUCCGAGACAACAGCAUGCAUCACAACAUGCCGCAUCAUCACCCAAUGCACGGGCAGCUUCACCACGCUGAUCAUCAAUUCCAACGGGUGGCAAGAAACUUUGAAUCACCAAUGAACACAUCUAUUGAUCACAGUGCCAUUCGUCAGAGUCCAUCACCACCUCCUGCUCCUCCAUCGACCUCUACUUCUGAUCCAAGCAACAACAAUUCCCCUGCGAUGGUGGAACGUGUCGUGUCUGUGGACUCUACCUCUCCAUCGGCCCCCGCCCCCAACACUGACGCUCUCAAGGAGCAAACGAAUCAGGCCGACAAGACGAAAGAGAGGACCUCGAAAGAAAAAGUAAAGCAGACUGAAGACUUUACAGCUGAUGCAGCUUCCAUUUUGCUCCAGCUCGGGGCAAUGGUGAAGAAACCAGAGAGUCCCAGAGGCAACAACAAGACUAUGGAAAAUGACUCAAACGACAGCCUCAACGACCCUAUUGCGACUGUCACACCGGUGAAUGAAGGACCGCUCACAAUCGAGCCAACAACCUCGUGCGAUGCCACAGCCGAAGAUUCCACUCCAGGCAUUACCAGCAAGCCCUCACACGAUAGUGUCGACAGCGCAGUCUCUACCGAAUCUGAUUUCCCAGCCCCAAUCCCAGAAAACUAUCCUCGCAGGCUGGCACUCCCCCAAGAUGAUUCCAAACUGAACUCUUUGCACUGUUUUCUGAGAUCCGAUCUCUUGGAUAUCUUUGUUGUACAAAAGUCUCAAAACAAGUCGCCUACGCAUUCUCCAGGUUCCUCUGUCGGGCGUGUUGGAUUGCGAUGUGUCCACUGUGCCAUGACAAGAAAGUCACGGGAUGAUCGUGAUGAAGCUCCAAUGGCAGUCUUCUACCCAAAGUCCAUUGCAGAAAUCUACAGACUUGUGACCUCCUGGCAACGUUGCCACCUUCGCAAGUGCCGUAACUUGCCACCUGGUUUGCGAUCACAGUGGCAAGCACUUCGAGAAAGUGACAAGUCUAGGGGAAAGACACACUAUUGGGUGACAUCUGCCAAGCAAAUUGGUCUCGUUGACUGUUAUUCGCGUGCAGGGGGGAUUCGAUUUGAUCCCGCCGUUGUGGAUGCAUUCAACAAGAAGCAAUGUCAGCCUGUGGCCCCUAAAGAUACAGCAGCAACACUAGCAGUAGCAGCGGUGGAAAAAUAG